CGGAGACGGCGGAGCGCCUGGCGUCCCGAGAGCGGCCGCUGUGCGGGGCUGGCCGGCCGGGUGAGGCCCAAGUUUGUAGCUGGCUGGACUGUGUCAGAAUCCUGUAGAGGCUGAUUGGCAGUGCCUUACCAUCAAGAGAUACCUCUGCCCAUGUACCAGCUGUAAUAUCCAGCAGAGGUGGACAAUAUGAGCCAAACCUGAGUGAAAUCAAGAUUUCAUUUGUUGGAAGUCACAGAUAGACAUCAGCAUCUAUGGCACUUAAGAAAAGCAUAUAGGACCAUGGCAGCAGAUGAUGACAAUGGUGAUGGAACGGGUUUGUUUGAUGUCUGUGCUGCCUCUCCUCUUAAAAAUAAUGACGAAGGCUCAUUGGACAUAUAUGCUGGGUUGGACAGUGCUGUUUCUGACAGUACUGCUAGAUCCUGUGUGUCAUUCAGAAACUGCUUAGAUUUGUAUGAAGAUUUCCUGACUGAAGAAGGAACUGCAAAGGAGGCAACAUAUAAUGAUUUGCAGGUAGAAUAUGGGAAAUGUCAGCGGCAAAUGAAAGAGCUGAUGGAAAGGUUUAAGGAAAUACAGACACAGAACUUGAACUUAAAAAAUGAAAACCAGUCUCUUAAGAAGAAUAUCUCAGCACUUAUCAAAACUGCCAGAGUGGAGAUAAACCGUAAGGAUGAAGAGAUAAAUCAUCUCCAUCAAAGAUUAUCUGAGUUUCCACAUUUUCGAAAUAAUCACAAAACUUCGAGAAUAAAAGAUACAAGACCCAAAUCUCCCCAUCUGGAUGAGUGUGCAAAGACUGAUCACGGAGUUAAAAGUGAUAUUCAUAAAGAUGUACAUCCUAACCCUCUACAGCCAAACCUGGAAAAGGAAGGAAAAUCACAUUCUGAAGGCCAGAAUCCUUUGCACUUGCCUAUUGGAAUUGAGAAACAUUGUACCAACAGUGUCUGGUCACGUUCUCAUUACCAGGUUGGUGAUGGUAAUUCAAGUGAGGAUAAUAGAAGAGGAAGGAAUGACAUUAGACAUAGCCAGUGUAGCAGAGGUACCGAUAGAACACAGAAGGACUUGAAUAACAGUGGUAGUGAUGGUGAGCCAAGGGACAAAGAGGUCAAUUCCAGACUACAAGGAAACCCUGAGAAACGUGGAAGCGGUGAUGCAAGGGCUGAGAGCAAAAGCUCAGAGAUUAAAAGUAGCACUGGUUUGGGAUAUAAAAGCGAGCGCAGUGCCUCUUCUUGGGAAAAAGAGAGUUCCAGAGAAAGGCCACACAAAUCUCAAAAUGACAAAAAUCUAGAGAGACAAAACGAAAGAUUACAAAAUGUGCACAGAAAAGACCUUCAGUGUCAGGAUAAAGCAGAAAGAAAAGGUGAUGUGAAGUUUAAACCAGCAGGGGAGGACCACGGACAUAGGGGGAGGGUGGAGCGGGAGCUGCCUUCUCAUUCCAAGAAUGACGUGAAAUACUAUGGCUUCGGUAAGUGUCAUCCAGAAGACAGAAGGGGAAGAGAGGAUUGCAAAAGAGACAGAGGGGUGAGCAGUCAUGGCUUUCAACAUAGAAGAUGUUCAUCUUCUUUGUCAAGCAACCGAAAUAGCAAGCACUUGCACUCCAAGGAAGUCAGUGUUGCACACCAGUGGGAAAAUACACCUUCCAAAGCAGAAAGACAUAGAACUGAGGACAGGAGGAAAAGAGAACGUGAAAACAAAGAAGAAAGUAGGCAGGUGAGAAGUGACAAAAAAUCACCUACAGAGUAUUUGCAAAGGACUAAUAAAGACAUUAAGAAGAGCAUUGCUGAUGUAAAGAGACAGACUGAACCAAAAAAUGGUAAAGGUGGAGUCUCUAACAAUGAGGUUUCUAAAGGAGCAGAUACUAGAGAAUGUGCAGUGAAAGUUAAGAACGGGCCAAAUGAGGUAAAAAGCAAAGACUUAAAGUUAAGUUUCAUGGAAAAAUUGAACUUAACUCUUUCUCCUGCUAAAAAGCAGCCUGUUUGUCAAGAUAGCCAGCACCAAAUAACUAGUGUUCCCAAGCCCAGUGGCACAUGUGACUACCAGUCUGCGGAGAAGCCUGGAACUGUAGCAUGUCUCCCCUCUGUCUGUGGACAAAGUACAGAGGAAUCCAAGUCGGGGUUAUCAGAGCCAAAGGAGGCUCUUCCAGCUGCAUCUCAGCUCAGGGCCAGCGUUCCAGAAAACAAGAUGAAGCCAGACAAUACAUCGUUAGAUACAUCUGUUGAGAAUACUGUGCCUUGUGAAAUGCUUGUUUGUGGCACGGAAAUUUCCUUCCCAGCACCUACAGAAAUAAAACAAAAAAUGUUUCCAUCUGCAGAAGUGGAAGGGACCCAUGAUGACUCAAAGGCAGCGGCAUCUGUGGUAAUGGAUGUAUCACCGGAUCAUGUUCCUCAGGAUUUUGGCAAAGAACUGGCCACCAAAAGGAAUGAUGAUUCGAAUUCUUGUGAUAUUUCUGAAGGUGUGAAAACAAAGGCGGUUCUUUCACCAAAAGCAGCUGUGGCCAGUGAGAGCCUUCUGAAGCCUUUGGUUGAAGAGCCUGGCAUUUCACUAGUAAACUGUUUGGGAGACAAAAAUCCUAAACUUGAACCUUGUCUUGAAGACAGACCUAUGGUUGAGAAUAAAUCUUGUCCUUUGGAGCCUUGUUUACCUAAAGAGCCUUUCAUAUCUUCACCACAGAAGACUGAAUUGAUUGACCACAAGAUAGAGACAGGAGAAUCAAACUCAGUAUAUCAAGAUGAUGAUAACUCAGUUUUGAGCAUUGACUUUAAUAAUCUGAGACCUAUUCCAGCAGCCAUCAGCCCACUGAGUAGUCCAGUGAGACCUGUAGCAAAAGUUCUUAGCAUGGAGAGCCCAUGUGUAAUUCCAGCGUAUGAUAGCAGUCAUAAAGAUGAGUUUCCAUCCAAUUCAACUCAUUCUACCUUCAAGGCUCAGUCAGAUCUAAAUAAGGAAAACCAAAAACCAGAUCCCAAGUUUGACAGAUGUUCAGAAGCAGAAUCUUGUAAGAGCUUGUCUUUAGAUGAAUUAGAAGAAGGAGAAGUUAGGAGUGAAGAUGAAGAAUCUGCAAUGCAGAGACACCUGGAAAAGAGUGGGAAACCUAGAGCUUCUGCUGAAGUGCAGCUGGCUAAAAGCAGCCCGGGAGACAGGAGCACUGCACAUGUGCAGAAGGACCACAGGAGCACAGGUGUAAAACCCCCUCAGGACAGCAUCACAUUGAGUAAAAGACCAAAUGAAUCUAGACCCUCAAGCAGCAAAAGGGAAAGUAAAAUGAUGAGCAUCUCCAGCUUAGAAAAAAUACUUCCACUUAUUCUUGCACCCUCCUCGAUAUGGGAGGUGAUGCAUAUGUUCCGGAUGCUAGGAAAACAUGUAAGGAAAAAUUAUAUGAAAUUCAAGGUAAAGUUUUCGUUGGUACAAUUUCAUAGAAUUAUUGAAUCAGCAAUUUUGAGUUUCACAUCACUAAUUAAAUACCUUGACUUGUCUAAGAUCUGUAAGUCAGUAAGUACUUUACAGAAAAGUCUUUGUGAAGUUAUAGAAUCUAACCUUAAACAAGUGAAGAAGAAUGGCAUAGUUGACCGUUUAUUUGAACAACAGCAAACAGAUAUGAAAAAAAAAUUGUGGAAGUUUGUAGAUGAACAACUUGAUUAUUUGUUUGAAAAGCUUAAAAAACUCUUAUUAAAGUUUUGUGGUUCUGUAAACUUUGGAAAUGACAAAAGUGAAGAAAAAGUUGGAAAAAAACAUAAAGAGAGAACCCAACAUUCAAAUGGUCAGAAGAGGAAUAUGGACAACAACAAAGAAAUACGGGGAGAAAGAGUACUAAAAUCAGAAAAUACUGUGAAUUUUAAAUCUUCAUCGGGGUAUGUAAAAUUUGAAGAAAAACAUCAAGACCAAAAUAACACCAGUCCUAGCACAAUAAAGCAUGAUGUAAAAAGAAGUGUUAGCACUUGCCCUGAUAAUACAAAGAACUCUGAGUGUAAAGAGCAGUUUCUGCAAAUGAACUACCCAAGCACCCCCAAGCCAAGAAAGAAUGAAGAAAGUGCCAGGGAGGAGGCACAUGCGCUACAGCAUGCAAGCACCAAGUCAGAGCGGGGCUUUGAGAUCCUCACUGAGCAGCAGGCAUCCAGCCUUACUUUUAACUUAGUGAGUGAUGCACAGAUGGGGGAAAUAUUUAAGAGUUUGCUGCAGGGUUCUGAUCUGUUGGACACCAGUGUUAAUGGUACUGAAAAAACAGAGUGGGAAUUAAAGACUCCAGAGAAACAGCUGCUGGAGAGUCUCAAGUGUGAAUCUGCACCAGCUUGUACAACAGAAGAGCUAGUUUCAGAGGGGGCUUCUCUUUGCCCCAAAGUGGUCAGUGAUGAUAAUUGGUCUUUAUUAUCAUCUGAAAAGGGUCCAUCUCUAUCUUCAGGGCUUUCCCUACCAGUUCAUCCCGAUGUGUUGGAUGAAAGUUGUAUGUUUGAAGUGUCUUCUAACAUUGCUCUAAGUAAGGAUAGUGUAUGCAACUCAGAAAAGAGCAAGCCCUGCAUUUCUUCCAUACUCUUAGAAGACCUUGCGGUCUCUCUAACAGUCCCGUCACCUCUGAAGUCAGAUGGCCACUUGAGUUUCUUAAAGCCUGAGGUUCUGUCGACUUCAACUCCUGAAGAAGUUAUUAGUGCACAUUUUAGUGAAGAUGCUUUGCUUGAGGAAGAGGAUGCUUCUGAACAGGACAUCCAUCUAGCUCUGGAGUCUGAUAAUUCAAGCAGUAAGUCAAGCUGUUCAUCAUGGACAAGCCGGUCUGUUGCUCCAGGCUUUCAGUACCACCCUAAUCUCCCUAUGCAUGCUGUCAUAAUGGAAAAGUCCAAUGAUCAUUUCAUUGUGAAAAUACGGCGUGCAGCACCAUCUACCUCUCCAGGCAUACUUAAACAUAGUAUGGUAGCUGAGGAGGCAGUGCCAUCUUUGCCUAGGACUGGAAAAGAAGCUGAUGUCGCAACAGAAAAAGAAUCUGUUCCGUUUCAGAGUCCAGUUUUAAAUUCUGUUGAGGACUUGGACAAUUCUGAAAAAGAUGUUGAUAAUAGCAAACCAGCUCAUGAAGAACAGAACUGUAUAGUACAAACACAGGUCCCAGAUAUAUAUGAAUUUCUUGAAGAUGCCUCAAGUAAGGUGGGCCAUUGUGAUCAAGUGGUUGAUGAUUGUUUCAAGUUGCAUCAAGUAUGGGAAUCAAAAGUUUCUGAGAACCUUCAAGAAUUGCCUUCAGUGAAAAAAAUCCCACAUUCUGUUGAUGAUCAUCUUCCUAGUGCACACAUAGAUCUAACAAAAGACCCAGCCACAGAGACGAAAAGCUUGGGGGAACUCAUGGAAGUAACAGUUUUAAAUAUUGAUCAUUUGGAAUGUUCCAGAACUAAUUCAGAUCAAGAUGGACAGACAAUAGGUAGCUCUUUACAGCCUAAUAGUUUUAUUGAUUUGACACAUGAUGGUUCAAGUAAGAGUAAAAGUGAACCUGUGUUAGCUGUUGAAGGCUUGGAAUGUCAAGUAAUAUGUAUAGAUGAGGAUAGCCACAAAGAAGGAAAGAUGGGAGGGGUAAAUGGUCCUUUAGAAAAAACGGUCCUUGUUGAAGACACUUGUAUUGAUUUGACUCCAGAGUCUCCUGGCUCCUGUGAAAUAAAGAGACAAGGUUUAAAAUCAGAACCAUUGUCAAACUUAGAUUGUUUAGAGUUGCCUGGAACUCUAGGUAAUGUUCACAAGAAGAGAAAAAACAGCCCUGGUCUGAAUCACUCUUCUCAGAAAAAACAAAGAAAGGACACAGACUUAACCAGUAGUGAAAAGACCAAGAGACUUAGUCAGAACUCUGAUAGAAAUGGUACCACUCACAGAAAGCAAGCCAGCAGGAAAAGGGAGCCUACAGCAAAUGACACGUCUGCGUCCUUAGAGGCCAGCCCAGGAGUAAAGGAUUCAGCAGCAGCGCUUGCAACUUUUCCAACAAGCCUUUCUGCAAAAAAUGUUAUCAAAAAGAAGGGAGAAAUUAUAGUCUCAUGGACAAGAAAUGAUGACCGGGAAAUUUUACUAGAGUGUCAGAGAAGAAUGCCAUCUCUGAAAACAUUUACAUAUUUAGCUGUCAAGCUGAAUAAAAAUCCAAAUCAGGUUUCAGAGAGGUUCCAGCAGCUGAAGAAGCUCUUUGAGAAGUCAACAUGCAGGUAGUAGCAGGUCCAUCACAGGAGGCUAAUUCUAUGAGUUGCUGGAUUUCACGGCGUUUCAUUGAUAAUUCUUCUACAUAGAAGUUUCGAUUCCUUGUGUUUUAAAUGAGGAACUAGGUGGAGGUUUUGUCUCAGUUUUGAUUUUUUUUUUUUAUUAAAUACUUUCCCAGCCAUCGUGCUUAGCAUAUUCAGAUGGACAGUCUGAUUCACUUACCUGGUACUGGUCAAAGUAUUUAUUUUUAAUCAUUAAAGGUUGUUAUCAAAAUGAAAGAAUAAAAACAACAGGGUUGUAAAACUGAAACCUUCGUUUUGAUAUUGUAUGAAAUAAGUUCUUUAGAUUUAAAAAAAUAAUUUUGUAGCAUUUUAAAUGUAAUGACUGUUUAGUUCACCUUUUUAUCCAUUUUUGUUUUUAUAAUUGCCUCUCAUUUUGGAAAAUUGUGAAAUAAUUUAAUUAGUAUGUUUGUGUGUAUAUAUAUAAUUAUUGUGAUGUAAAUACUAUUAGUAUAUGUAUCUACAUAUGUUUGCACAUAAAUGGCUUUGCUUGCCAAGGGUUUUUUUAAAAAUCUGUAUAAAAUAUUUUGUAUAAACUUUGCUUUCAUUUACAGUCAUGUAUAAUAAAAACAUGUAAAGUCUUGUUUUAUUUUUA
This is a messenger RNA of Meriones unguiculatus (Mongolian gerbil), 6795 nucleotides long. RefSeq names its product caspase 8 associated protein 2 (gene Casp8ap2). Gene Ontology annotation, biological process: extrinsic apoptotic signaling pathway via death domain receptors; Fas signaling pathway. The transcript is spliced from 12 exons. The record is from RefSeq and is a predicted model, not a curated record. Gene Ontology annotation, molecular function: transcription corepressor activity. Gene Ontology annotation, cellular component: mitochondrion; PML body. Lineage: Eukaryota; Metazoa; Chordata; Mammalia; Rodentia; Muridae. Bases 280 to 6153 code for a protein of 1957 amino acids.